UUUAUUUAACAAAAUAGCGAAAACUAUUAAAAAUGAGCGCCAAUAAUAAGUUUGAAUGGAACAAACAAUUAACUAAAAAAUUAAUACGUGUAAUGGAAGGUUAUCCUUGCCUUUAUGACUGCAAACAUAAAUUUUAUGCAAACCACCACGCCAGGAUGCAGGCCUUACUGGAAAUAAAAACCAAAUUAAUGGAAGAUAAUCCUGACGUUGUCAUAGAAAAUGAAGAAAUUAAACGAAAAAUAACAAAUUUAAGAAGUCAAUUAACGGCAGAGAUUAGAAAAAUAACAAAGAGUAAACAUAGCGGAAUAGAGACUGAUGAUGUCUAUGAACCUACAAUUUGGUGGUUUAAGGAAUUACAAUAUUUACUCCCAUAUUUACGGUCCAGAAAAUCUGAAAGCAGUUUAUCCCAAAGCCCGGAUGAAGGCAUGGAAGAUGACAGUUCAAAUUUGAAUGAACCUGAAGAAAUUAUACAUUCUGACACACUAUCAACUUCAAGUUUUACUAACAAAAAACGAGGCAAAGAUGAAUCUGAUGAAAGCUCCACAACGCCAACAGCCUCGAAAAAGCUAAAAAAAGCACAGCUCGAAGAUGAUGAAAUAAUCCAGGUUGAAAAUUUUAAAUGCAAAUUUAUUAGAUAACCAAAAAAAACCCAUCCAUAAAAAGUGAUAUAGAAGCAUAUUGUAAGUCACUUUGUGCGGAGUUAAAUACAAUAGAUGACUUCGAAUUACUUACCGAUGGUAAGCAUGAAAUAAAUAAUAUUUUAUACAAAUAUAAAAAGCAGUUUAUUAAUAAACAAAAAACAAAAGUGUCACAAGUAGAAUUUAUUGAAUUACAAUUGUAAUAAGGCAACUAGAAUUAAAUACAUGUUUGUAA
Molecule: messenger RNA, 873 nt
Organism: Tribolium madens (black flour beetle)
Lineage: Eukaryota; Metazoa; Arthropoda; Insecta; Coleoptera; Tenebrionidae
Exons: 3
Coding region: 33-638 (201 amino acids)
Source: RefSeq, a predicted model, not a curated record